CAAAACAAGAUGGAUGAAGACUCGCCCAAAAGCAGCGAUAAUGAGGCGGAAGAUAGUAGCAGCCCACGGAAGAAGAUGAAAACCGAUGAUGAUCUACAGCAACCGUCAACGUCGGGUAUGACCGGUGCAUCAACUUCAUGCGGUAUGAUGGCAUCAACUUCCAGCGCCGUGCCAGAAAGAAGCAGCCCCACCGCAGAUCGAGCAACGGGCACUCGGCAAUGGGAGCCACUUGAUGAUACGUCGGGACGGGAGGAUGAUGAAGAUGAUGGCUUUCUCGCUGAUGCUGGUGGCAAUUCUCCCAGACCACCCAGAGCCCGCAGCGCAUCCGCUGACAGAAGUCGAGCAGAGGACGAUGAAGCCCGUUCGGAUGAUGCGUUUAUACAAAAUCUGGAGCGUUCCGUCGAACGAUUGCGGCGCAAUGUGCGCCGCCUAACCAACCGGCAUGAACGGGCACGUAAUGGUGGGGGCGAUAAUGGGACCGCCCCAAAUGCUGCCCAGGGUGGAGAGAAUCCGGCCGCCAAUAAUGGGAUAGAUCGCCCGGUAUCUAAUCGUAUAAGAAAUCAGAUUGCGAACAAUAUAGCGCAGCUGUUUGCACCCAACGUUUUCCGUGGAUAUGACACAUCCGAGGACAGCAUCGAUAGCAUCGAUGCGGUAGAGAAUGGCGAGAAUGACGAGGAGGACAAUAGGUCGUUUUUGUACGACGGUGAAAACAGCUCGGAGAGUGAUUCGUCUUCGGCCACUUCUUCCUCUUCAUCUGCCAUAUCGUCCAGCUCGGAAAGUUACCCGUCCUAUGGACACACAAGUGGUUCCGAGUACGAGCUCGCAGAAUUUGCUUUGCGAGAUGAUGUGAAUGUGGACACACUCGACUGUCUUAAGACCAGCUCCGUAAAGUGCAAAUGGAAUGUAGUGCGCGAUUUAUGUCAGCGACAGCACGGUGUCCAGUUCCGCCAGACACCCGCCACCGUCGGUAGAUUCUAUCCGAGCCAAUUCCAAAAACGUGCCUACGGUUCGGUUAAUCUGGUGCAACGGUUGGGCCUGAUGCACAAGCUCGUGCACCAUCAGGGUUGCGUGAACUGCCUAAACUUCCACCCGAACGGCAAACUGUUGGCCAGCGGUUCGGACGAUCUGCGCAUCAAUCUGUGGAACUGGGAAACGAAGAAGCUGCUAAAGUCUAUUCGCAGCGGACACAAGAACAAUGUCUUCCAGGCCAAGUUUAUGGUCUGCGACGGGUAUCGGGACAGCGAUCUUGAGCUUAUCUCGACCGGACGGGACGGAUGUGUGCGCCACACGAUCGUCGCACCAUCUGGUCAAUCCACCACGAAACAGAUCUUCCGUUCCCCGCACGCGAUCCAUAAGGUCGCCACCUUACCGGCCCGCAACGGUCAUGUGUUCCUGAUGGCCGGGGAAGAUGAAACCGUUCGCAUGUGCGAUAUGCGCCAAGGCAAGGUCCAAACAGUGGUCGAAGUUGGAAAGCGGCUGUACAGCAUCGCAACGCAUCCAUUCGGUUCGGAGUUUUGUGUGGCCGGUAAUGGGAGUUGCGUGCAGGUGUACGAUCUACGAUAUGCCCAGAACCCUAAGAUAAUGCUGGCCCCGAGUGAACCGAUUGUAAGGCCACUGCACGCGAGCAUUACAUGUGCUGUGUACAACCACGUUGGGUCAGAGAUUUUGGCCAGCUACAGUGAAGGCGAUAUACAUCUCUUUAAGCUGGAUCCAUCCGAUCGACAUGUGGUGUCUUCGAUACGGUUCCGGGGACAUUGCAACAUCAAAACCAUUAAGGGUGUUAGUUUCUUUGGACUCCAAUCGGAGUACGUGGCGAGUGGUAGCGACUGUGGCUACAUCUACUUGUGGGAGAAGAGCAGCCAAACCAUCGUUAACUGGCUGCGCAGCAAUCCGGGCGAUGUAGUGAACUGUCUCGAACCGCACCCGGAGUUCCCGAUACUGGCCAGCUCGGGGGUGGAGGAUGAUGUUAAAAUUUGGGUUCCUAAGGGACUAAUGGAUGACCAGCAGGCACCGUUGUUCGAGCCAAACGAUUUGAAGCGUUAUGUACGCCGCAACCUUGACCACCGGCGGAACACAUAUCGAGCAGAUUUUGGGUUGCGGGUGGCACCACUGUCUCGCUUCUUUCCGACCCUAACGUAUCGGCGCCAUUCGCUCAAUCGAUUUAAUCGAGAUGAUGGGGUCGACCCAUUGAAUGACGACUAUGGUCGGUCGCGGCUCGAUUGUAGCCCUUCGUAA
Messenger RNA from Anopheles maculipalpis, 2235 nucleotides. RefSeq names its product DDB1- and CUL4-associated factor 8-like. The coding region runs from base 10 to 2235 and encodes 741 amino acids. The transcript has 7 exons. The record is from RefSeq and is a predicted model, not a curated record. Gene Ontology annotation, molecular function: protein binding. Gene Ontology annotation, cellular component: cytoplasm; Cul4-RING E3 ubiquitin ligase complex. Lineage: Eukaryota; Metazoa; Arthropoda; Insecta; Diptera; Culicidae.